AUGCAUCUCUCGGUGCUGCUGCUGCUGCUGCUGCUGCUGCUGCUGAUGCUGCUGGUUUUAUGUGGUGCAUGCUUGACCUGGGAGCAUGAUGUCACUGCCUGUCUCCCUGCUUGUGCACAUCCCUUGUGGAAAAGAGGGUCAUGGCUUGUCGAUUGGGGAACUAUCCGUGUGUUGCCAGCUGCAAGCCCCCGCCAUCGGGGCGUGCCCAAACGACCUACGGCAGAGUCCAGCAUCGAUGGCGGUGGGAAGUACAGUGGCACUGAGCUGUCCCCAGGCUCCAAACCGACUUUAUUUUCUCUGCCCGUCCACCUGAUUUGUCCGUGUCUCGCUGUCAUCUUGGGUGAGCCCGGGCCGAGUGGUGGCACGAGGAGAGAGGGGAGAGGAGCAAGCCAGGAGGAGGGGCCAUGCAUACCCGCCUCUUACUUUGAUCUACCUGCACCACCACACUCUCUGACCCCCGUGAUCCAAGACCAUCUUGCGACCCUUCAGAAUCACCAAACACAACAUCCACCCGUUGAAACGUCCAUCGACGCGGUUGCAUCUCAUCUCGCACGGACACAGUCAGCACUGGUCCCUGGCACUCCACCCACCGCUUACUGGACGGGACUAACGCUUAGAGGUAGCCACCAGAACUCUUUCAUUCUCUUGCUGCUUGCUGGCCGGGAAUCCAUCAUCAACCCAGGCAAUUUUACCGUCGACUUUGCAGACUUUGCAUUGGUCCAGAGCAUUUUCGAUCAGGCACUUUUGCGGAUCGCUGCAGCAUCGAGUGUACGGUCCAAGGGAUCCAGCCAUCCAUUCACCCUACUCUCCCGACAUCAGCCGUUUUCCUUCAACAGUCACCGCUUUGUGUGUGUGUGUAUACAUUCGACCAACGACGACGACGAGGAGGAGGAGAGACUGACGCGCCGACUUCCACUUUCUGGGCAACGCGCAACUGAGGAAAGAAGUACCUGCACCUUUCAACACCACGUCCAACCCCCAUUCACCGCCAUCCCCUGCCCUGCCCUUCUUGAGGGCUCCAUAUUGCUCAAGUGCAACCUCUGCAUUGACCUGCGCGCGGCCCGAUCCAACUUCCUUCCAACUGCCAGAACGGGCCACUUCCACUUGUCCUCCAACGGCUCUGAACGCUCGCAUCAUCACAUUGCGCUGCCUGUGACCGCGAGGCUUCCCGCCAGCCCGCCAAAAACGCUUGCUCCCUCAUCUGGUGCGCACCACCCCGUUUCUUUGUCUGCCCCCACUCCCGCUGUGUGUGCCCCGGAGCCGGUGUGUCCUGUCACGCGAGAGGACGCUGCAUCAGGAAUGGAGCUGGACUCGAUUCUGAACACGCGAUUAACAGUCUACGCAGGAACAGCAGCGAACUUCACCAUGCAACACGCCAUGCAGCACGAGAUGCAGCAGCAGCACUUCGGUGCGCCGCCCUACAUGAACGGCGGCCGCAUCAAGUCGGAGAACGGCUCUGAACGUGGCGUCUCGCCCCAUCCGUCCGACUCGUCGCGUUACUCAUCGCAACAACCCCAACAGCCGCUCCCCUCUUAUCCCGCCCUCACUCCCCAGCACAUGAACAACAUGCGCUACCCUUCGCCCUCGCAAAUGCAGGCCCCUAUGCCCAUGCUCAACAACAACAAUUACAUUCCUCAACCGCCAGACCACACGUAUGCACCGCAGCAACAGCUGCCAGACGCGCAGGGCCAGCACAAUGGUGGUCGACCCGCGUCCGACACGGGUCCACCCAAAGCCUUCGCGUGUUCGACAUGUGGUAAGGGCUUCGCGCGACGCAGUGACCUCGCACGUCAUGAGCGCAUCCAUAGCGGCAUCCGUCCCCAUGUGUGCGACUACCCCAACUGCGGCAAGCAGUUCAUUCAGCGCUCGGCUCUGACCGUCCAUCAACGUGUCCACACUGGCGAGAAGCCUCACAUGUGCGAACGAUGCGGCAAGCCAUUCAGUGACUCGAGUUCUUUGGCUCGCCAUCGUCGCAUUCACUCUGGGAAGCGGCCGUACAAGUGCCCGUACGCGGAUUGCCAGAAGACAUUUACGCGCCGCACUACUUUGACCCGCCACCAGAAUCAUCACACUGGUACCGUUGAAGAGGCUGCCGCGGCCACAGCUGCUGCCCUGGCUUCGCGGGCUACUGCUCCCAGCCGAACAGGUCGUUCUGAUGGCGGCGACUACUCUCAGACUGCGUCUCCCCUCAACACCCCCUCCCCGAACGACCGCACUCUUUCCCUCUCACCCGCCAAUGGCAUGGGUGCAGGUUUCGUCCCUGGCAUGCACCGUCAGACUUCUGACUUUGCCUACGCGGGCAACAUGAAUGUUCCCCCUCAUAUGCGUAACGAGAUGCCCCAGCCUAGCCCACGUGCUUCGCCAGCCCUUACUCCACAAUCGUACGCAUCCAGCGUUAGCGGGUCACGACCGCCCAUCACCUCUCACCCCAGUGGCGGAUAUGGCCCACCACAGAUACUUGAGCCUCCCACGACGGCCAAUCACAACCAGUCUGGAACCAACAGUGCAAAUGGUAGUCCUCAUAUGACAGCCAUGAGCUGGCAGUCACCAUCACAACAGGCUCUUCCCUCUCCUGGAGGCGCCGACAAUGGCUACGUUUACCCUGAGCCGCAAUAUCAGCAACAGAACAGCAUGUACUACCAGAAUCCCACUCUUCGGCGACCGACCAGCACUGAUCCCGACCAUUACAACCCCAACCAGCAGCGGAUGGGCAAUGACAUCUUUCAAAGUGAGCUAGAUGUGGAUAACAGGAGUUGGGCGUUUGUCGCGCGAGAUGGAUUGCAGACGGUGGAUCAGUCGGGGCUUCCUCGACCUUGGCGAUACGCAAUGACUGUGGCCGUGCACAACCUCCUUCAUCAUAGCCGCGCACUGGCCGCUUCUGCCGGCGCCCAUUACGCGGAGUCGCUUGGCCUCUCCGACUCAACACCAAGCUUGCCACCGUUCCGACCACGUUCUCACAACUCCCCCACACAUCACCAGCAACAACGGGUCGCGCGCUCUCUUUGGCUGUCUUGCCGAGUCUCUCCACAAAAUUCCAGCAUGUCAAAAGUUGUCAGGAGUGUCAAGAACGUGACCAAGGGUUACUCGCAGGUCGAAGUCAAGGUCCGCAAUGCGACCAGCAACGAUCCAUGGGGUCCAGUAGGAUCCGACAUGGCCGAGAUCGCCCAGAUCACCUUCAACAACUCGACCGACUUCUAUCAGGUCAUGGACAUGUUGGACAAGCGCCUCAACGACCGGGGCAAGAAUUGGCGCCACGUGCUAAAGUCCCUCAAAGUACUCGACUAUUGCCUGCACGAAGGUUCUGAGCUCGUAGUUACGUGGGCGCGCAAGAACAUUUACAUCAUCAAGACAUUGCGAGAGUUCCAGCACAUUGAUGAAGACGGUCGCGAUGUCGGCCAGAAUGUGCGAAUGGCGGCCAAGGAGCUGACCUCGCUCAUCAUGGACGAGGAACGGCUGCGAGCAGAACGUGCCGACCGCAAGUCUUGGAAGUCACGAGUCACAGGCAUCGAAGAGUUCCCAGGAGGAUCACACCACAACGGCGAAGGCUCGCACAGGCCACCUAGGAUCAAUGAGCGCCGAACGCGUCGAAACGAGGAAGAGGAUCUCGAGCUCAGGCUAGCUCUUGAGGCAAGCAAGAACGAGGCGGAAGAGGAGAAGAGGCGCCGAGAACGUAGCAGUGCGGCUGCAGGCGACGAUGACGACCUAGCAAAGGCCAUCAGGUUGAGUAAAGAGGAGGAAGAGCUGCGUCGGAAGGAGCUGGAGCAGACGAAUGCGGAUCUUUUGUUUGGCGAUGCGCCUGCUCAGCCGACCUCGUAUCAGCCAACUGGGAACAACCAAGGCUAUCAGCAGCAGGGCCAAGUUGACUGGUUUGGCAAUCUCGUGGACCAGAACCAACAGCAGCCCCAAAAUACUGGUUUCCUGAACAACGCAUAUUCCCAGCCCACUGGCAUGCAGCCUCAACAAACCGGGUUCCAGAACGGAUAUGGUGGCUACAACGGUUUCCAACAACAGCAACAACCUGCUGGUUUUGACCAGUUCGGAAAUCCACAGGCGCAGUACUUGCAACCGCAGCAGCCCCUUCAGCCCCAGCAGACUUCAUUCAACAUGAACAACCCCUAUGGACAAUUUGGUGGUGGUUUUGGUGGGGAUAUGAGUCAACAACAGCAGCUGCAACAGCAGCAGCAGCAACAACCACAGCAGGAUCAGAACAGCCUACAGCCUGGAAGCCAUAACCCAUGGGCUGCGAACAAGCCGCAGGAAUCAUUGAUGCCUCAGCCUACUGGCUCUAACAAUCCCUUUGCCCAAGGGUUCAGCCGACCACAGACGACCCCAUCUUUCACGCAGCCAACACUUAGUACCUUGUCCGAGCAAAAGACGCAGACGCAGUUCAGCAAUACGCCAUUCAAUAACUCUGCAUCUUUCUCAACACCGCCGCCACCGCAGCAACAAGCGCCGCAAAAAGAAAUGGACCCCCACACUGCAAGACUCAAUUCUCUCCUUGCCACGGGAGAAGGGCAGGAUACAUUUGGUAACGUUGGCAAUCUUCGUCUGCCUGCUCAGCACACGGCCCCUGGAACCUUUGUCAACUCGGCUGGUUCUGGCUUGAAUCGCAUCAACGCCAACGCAACUGGCAAUAACCCGUUUCUCAAUUCUCAAUUCACUGGCCUGCCGCAACAGAACCGCUUGAUGCCUGCUCAGACCGGACCCGCUGGUAACUUUGGCGCCAACCCGUACGGCAGUGCCAACCCAUUCGGCGCCCAACAGCAGCCCAACCGCCAGCCAGGUGCCAACAAUCUGAUUGAUCUAUAG
Molecule: messenger RNA, 4809 nt
Organism: Plenodomus lingam JN3
Lineage: Eukaryota; Fungi; Ascomycota; Dothideomycetes; Pleosporales; Leptosphaeriaceae
Source: RefSeq, a predicted model, not a curated record